Camponotus floridanus (Florida carpenter ant) is the source of this 8134-nucleotide messenger RNA. RefSeq names its product dystroglycan. Gene Ontology annotation, cellular component: sarcolemma; dystroglycan complex; dystrophin-associated glycoprotein complex. Bases 395 to 4330 code for a protein of 1311 amino acids. Gene Ontology annotation, molecular function: calcium ion binding; laminin binding. The transcript has 16 exons. The record is from RefSeq and is a predicted model, not a curated record. Gene Ontology annotation, biological process: morphogenesis of an epithelium; muscle attachment; nerve development. Lineage: Eukaryota; Metazoa; Arthropoda; Insecta; Hymenoptera; Formicidae.
GUGGAGCGGCCUGUGGAACAACCGGUGAACGCAUCAGCCAUUUUGACGCAAAGUCAACUUUAUCGACACCUUGUAUUUAGUAAUACUACGCGCCGUAAGAUGGCAACACUUAAGCGACGUCAUGAGCAUACGCGUCUGGAAAAUGGCGAUAUCUGUUGCGACUGUUCUAAAGCACUUUUUCGCUCGUGAUAGUUGACCGGUAGCAGUGUAUUUCGGGGACGAUACGAACGAGUGAGCUAGUGUGAUUCGAAUGUACGAACGGAGAGCUUCGCAGUCGGGUGAAGAGAACAACAGUUGGAUAACGACCGGUCGUCGAUUUUCGUCGCAGAAAGCACCUUUGAAAUCAGACGUAACAGCAUGGUAUGAUACCAGCGACUGACAAUUUCCCGGAAACAUGAAGAAACAUCCUCACAUCCUUGCGUGUAUCUUGCUCCUGCUGCCUCUGGCGUUGGGUCUCAGUCUGCAGGAGGACGACCUGGUCUUCGACGAUGUCGGCGAGGACAAUGACAAUGACAAUGACAAUAUGUCUGCCAGGCUUUGGGAUUUUGGGUCCGCUCUGAUAAAUAAUCAUCAUGCGACUCACGAUCGAUCCGAUCAUAACGAGCAGGAGUCGUCGUCCAGGGAUGGCAGGAGGCAUGCCUCUCGGAUCGAAAGAGCAUGGGGCGUGUCGGAUUCCGUCGUCCCAGUUGGCCAUGUUUUCAAGAUGAAAAUACCGCGGCAAGCUUUUUCGGGAAAUGUGGAUUUUUAUGAGGUUCACGGGACCAGUAAUCGCGAUCGUUUUCCGGAAUGGAUGUACUGGGACGACGCGGCGGCCACUCUCCUGGGUGUGCCGUUGAAAGAGGACACGGGCAAUUAUCACCUGACCGUCACGGCUUUCGGUAUGCAUCAUGACACCGCCAAGGAUCAGUUCGUCGUGCAGGUCAUACCCGAGAAACUGGAGGAGCUCAAGCAUAAGGACGGCAGGACGCAUUGCGACGAUGGAGAGGAGCAGACGGUCCUCACGAUUUUGCUGGAUGCGCCAAUAGAGAAAUUAUCGCCUUUCGUCAGGACGAACGCCAUUGAAAAUCUCGCGGGAUUUCUGGGAAUGCACACGAGCGCAUUCUCGAUGCAUUCUCAAGGCCUGAAGGCACUAGGUUCCUCCGUUAUUCUUAGCGGACCUGGGAACGUUAGACUUUCCAGAUUUAGAAAGAAUCAUUUGACUACUAUUCAAUGGCAGGUCGGCUGCGACGGUCACUUAUGGAAACAUCAAGCGGAAAUGGUGAAACAACUGCGGGAGCAAGCAAAAGACGGCACUCUAGCGGAAGUUCUUCAGUUGCCCGUGAUAUUGUGGCAUGUAAGGACGGAUUCGAGUUCCUCGUUGAGAAAUAGACGAGAAGCCGGUUCUGGCGACUAUGGCGACGCGGACGGUUACGAUGAUAAUUACGAUGAUAAUUACGAGGACAAUGAGGACGAUUACGACGGCGAGGAGGGCGAAGACGAUAACGAGGAUUCGCGAGUACCGCCGACUUAUAUGCCGGAUGUGAAAAUUCCGGAGCAUCCACACAGGCAUCACCAUGGCGAGGAGACGAUCGAUUGGAAGAACGAAGACGUCGAUGAAGAAGAGAUAAUACCGAGAAUGCGGCAAAUAGAUCUGGAAAAUAAAACAACCACGCCUACGACAACAACCACUGAACUUACUACAUCAUCACCAUCAACAACUACUUCCACCACCACGACGACAAGUACAACCACUACCCUAGUCGCGCCAACGACGCUAUCUACUACUGCCAGUAGCACCACAACGACUACAACAUCAGCCGAUACAACAACAACAGCUAGCAUCUCUACCGCUGUAGAUCCAUCGAUAGAAUCUCCGAAAUCAGAAACCACAAACGAGGAAUCUUCGACGGAGAAAACGAAACAUGUGGAACCCGUUGAAGCCAUUACCGUUUUACUGACCGUUCCUUCGGAUAUCAUCACAACUCCUCUUCCUAUAACUACUCUACUGCCUCUUAGCACAGCAUUCGUCCAGACUAGCGUGCCCGAUAAAGUUGAGACGGAGAUCGUCGUCGGUAUCAAUAACGUUACGACGGAAGAGCCGGAACAAACUACGACUUCGAUUAGAGAACCAUCGACUACUAUAUCGACGCCGAUUGUAAUCACGGACGUUAACACUACCACUCCUUCGUCCGUAGUCGUAAUGAACGUUAGCACUAUUAUUACUACCACUACUACGCCUGUGAACGUAACACAUGCCACAACCACGACUACUAACGCGAUAUCGUUGACAUCGGAUCUUCAAACGACAUUGAGCACGAUACCGUCUACUACUACCAGCACGAUAUCGCCUACCACUACCACUACGACUACAACCACUACUACGGCUCCUCCUACUACUACAACGACAGCUCGGAUUAUUACGGAGAGUAUCGAGUACGGCCAACUCAACUCCCCGCCAAGACGCGACAGAAGAUUAAAAAAGAUACCGGUAACCGCUGGUAAACCAUUGAGCUAUGUUAUACCAGCCAACACCUUCAUCGAUUUCGAAGAUGGUAACACGAGGAAUCUGAAAUUGAAUCUGUACUGGCACGGCGCACCACUCAAAACGACUCAUUGGCUCCAAUUUAAUCAUCAUUUGCAGGAGAUUUAUGGAUUGCCUCUCGAGAAAGAUAUAUCUACUUGGAAUUACGAGUUAAUUGCCACGGAUAGCGAAGGCGCCAAUGUUUCCGAUAGUCUCGACAUUCAUGUUCAGCAGCACAAGUUGAGUCGUAGCGUCAAUCACGAAUUCACAAUUUACUUGAGGAUCGAUAAACGAAGCGAAUUCCCAACAGAUGUUGACUGGGAACGCAAAGUAAUCCGAAGCUUGGCUGUACUUUACGGGAACGAUAUCCAGCAUAUUACAGUUCGUUCCAUUGAAAUCAAUACAUCCGAUCGUGAACAAGUCAUUUUUACAUGGACUAACGAUAACGUUCCCAGAAGCAGCGAAUGUCCAAAAGAUCAUAUAAACAGAUUAUGGCGCGUGCUCGUCGACAGUACCGGGGAUCCAUCGUCUUCUCUAAUAACAGUACUCGCUCCAGAAAUUACUGUUAAACGUGUCGUAUUCCAAGGUAUUGGACAAUGCGAGGAUAUGAAUCGUCUUGAAGAACCAAAAAUUUCUACCGAAGAGCCGAAAGUUAAUUUCCCGCCUGUACCGAGGAAUCAAGUCGACCAUGUUAAUGCGACAGUUGGACAAUUGCUUGUAUUUAAAGUGCCAGAAGACACUUUCUUCGAUGCUGAGGAUGGAUCGUCGCGAAAUAUGAAAAUGUCACUUUUGACUAUCGAUCGAAUACCUAUUCCACCUCACGAGUGGCUACAAUUUGAUAGCAAAAAUCAAGAGUUUUAUGGAGUUCCGAUGCGUCCUGAUAUCGGCCGUAAAGAAUAUCAGUUGGUUGUCACUGAUAAAGACGGUGCGAGCAGCACAGAUGGAUUGGUCGUUGUCGUUCAUCCGGCGCCGCCCAUGAUGCAUACGGUGGAAUUUUCAAUAACGUUGGAUAUUCCUUACGAAUCCUUUGCGCAUUCCGCGCUUCAGAAGCGUAACUUUAUCGAGAAACUGCGAGAUCUCUACAAAGAUAAAGACACGAGUGCCAUCUCGCUACACAGCAUCUCGAAUGGCAGUACCGUAAUCACAUGGCAUAACAGAACUCUGCCUACGUCAUCUUGCGCUGAUAAGGAAGUCAAAAGGUUACGAUCCGUGCUUGUGAAGAAUGACAACGAUCAACGUUCUGUAACGGAUAAGGUGUUGGAAAUAAUGGGCGUGAAAUUCCCUGUAAAACAAAUUACGGUGAUCCCGAAGGGUGUCUGUCUCGGUGAAUUGACAGACGUGCAUUCGCCAGAUAGCCGCGUACCACCAGUGGAUGAUUCCACAUCGGUCGGCGCGUUCCGUGACGAUUACCUCCUCACUUUUGUCCUGCCGGCGAUUAUUAUCGCCGCUAUGCUCAUCGUAGCAGGAAUCAUUGCGUGCGUCUUACACAGGCGAAGACGUAGCGGCAAAAUGAGCGUCAGCGAACAAGAUGACGAGCGACAGAGUUUUCGCAGCAAGGGAAUUCCCGUAAUUUUCCAGGAUGAAUUGGAAGAAAAGCCGGAUCCUGGCAAUAAAUCGCCUGUCAUCCUAAAAGAGGAAAAGCCACCCCUUCCACCACCGGAAUAUCAGAAAGCCGAAGACGGAGCUGAUGUACCGAUGCUCCCGAAGGAGAAUUCCGAGGAACCGUAUCAGCCGCCGCCGCCAUUUGCCACGAAUCGCGACACCAAUCGGCAAAAUCGUCCUAAGCCCACUCCGACGUACAGAAAACCGCCCCCUUAUGUGCCUCCCUAACAAAAUACGGUACACUCGCCUACACGUAAAUAUAUGCUAGCAAUGCUCGGAGACUCACCAAUACACAAGCAAAACCAAAUCAAUUAUAAAAAGCAAUCUCGAAUUGGCGACGAUGACAAUGAUGAUCGUGGGAUAUUGAAUGUUUAUAGCGACGUUUAAAAAAAGCCCUUCCAUUCAUCCGGUAUGACAAUAUAUUGCUGAACGAGACGUGAAUGAAGAGAAGAAUCUUCCACUGAGAAUCUCCCCACUGAGAACUCACAUGCGUUUUUACUUAUUUUGUAUAUGUACUAAUACAUACAACGGCACGUCUCAUCACCGAUCGAUAAUACGUUCGAAAAAGAUCUCUCUUUCUCUCUCUCUCUUUCUCUCACAUACACACGUACACACAUUCAAUUGUCUAUAUUUCACGCGAAAGAAAAAGAAAAGUUUUUCUAGGAAGUAUGGGAAUACAAAUCACGUGUUGCCUUUCGUAAAGAAAUCAAUUGUAGGGAAGGAUCCAAUGCUCCGAACUCGAUACGUGAAUUUAGUUUAGAGAUCGUUGUAGAACCGAGACAACGGUAGAAUAAAUGUACUUUAUUCAAUUUUAUAGCAUUGGAGACAGCAACGAUACUCGUAAAUAUUUCAAUAAUCAGUGCCAUUUAUUAAGCAAUAAGGAUAUCCGACUGUGAAUAACAGCACGUGUAAUUACUACGGUUCUACGGAUUUAUUGCAAUGUUUACACAGAGUCUCCAGGUAUCAAAAAACGGAUUUAACGAAAUACAUUGUAUUACGCACCUACAACGUAUAACACUGCCAGAACGAUAAAUGCAUGAUAUAUCGCCAAGUGAAUCGGUUUUUCAUGAUGCACAUAUAUAAUGUAGUAUAAUAUUAUAUAAUAUUAUUUUAUUCCCAUUUUUUCUUAUUUCUAAAUAUUUUAUUUAGAUUAAUUUGUGGUAAAAAAUAAAUUAAAUAUUAGUUUUGUGAAUGGAUAAACUGGCUCAUUUGGCGAUAGCUUUUUACUUAAGGAGAAAAUAUAUAUUGGAGAGAAUUGAAAUGUUUUUGAGACAUAAAUUUAAAGAAGCGAUUAUGAUAUACAUGCAAUAUGCCAUUGCAAAAUGACAGCAAAUGCUUCCAUGGGCACAGUAGGCCAUGCAGAUAACUUAUCUAAGGUAUAAGAAAAAACACAUUGAUUAUAAUAAUAUAUACAAAUAUAAAUAUAUAUAAAUACGUAUAUAUACAUAUUAUAUCUAUAUUUGUUCGAUAGAGAUGUGAAAGUCUGCGGUCAUUUAAAUACUGCCAGACCAAUCAAGUUAUUUGCAUUUUACUUUUCGCUGUGGAAGAAAGAUCUAUUUCUGUUUGUUUCGCGCACAAUUUUUAACGCGCUUUAUAACUUUUAUGACUUAACAACCGCAAUAAAUAUGCAUAUUUUUAUUAUUUCUUUGAAACCUCUUAACACGUACGAGUUAGUAUCGAAAGAUCAACUCGGAACGGAAAUACUGACGAAGCACUGACGUAUAUAAGGAUGAGACUAUUUAUAAUUUAGAUUUUACAUAGUUACCAAGCCAAAAAAUACUUAAUGUUUAAAAAGAGAGGGGAAUAUAAAGUAAAAGUAAGGACGUAUUUGUAAUUGCGAAAGAGAGCGUGACUCGCACUCUUUAAGACGCAUUUUUUAAUAAUGUUUUUUGUAAUUUUUUAAUCGCUGCGCGACUAGACAUACACAACUCAUCCGCUAUCAUCGUUUGUAUGUCCGGUGCGACGAAAGAGUGCGAGGUAUGGUACGAGUACGUAUGCAGCCGUUUCUUCAAUACCUCGAUAGUUUCCUGAUAUUUUUGAAAGGAAAUACGAGAAACGAAAAAAAAAAAAAAAGAAAAAGAGUUUCGUAUUGCGUUUCAAAUUUGUAAAAUCCGUUUGUCGAUUUGUCAAUACGGACGAUAAAUGGAUCGACGAAUUUGCGAGCGCGUCUAUAUACUGGUAUGAAUGCUAACGAUUAAUACGUAUGUAAGAUGCUAAGAAAACGUUUCAUAUACAAAGGCUACAUAAAAAUUAUGGUAUAAUAUAUUAACUAUUAAUUCAUGUCCUUGUAACGUAGAAAAUUUCAUAUACACUACUGAACACAAGGGAAGCUCAUGAAAUAUGACUCAUAGAUUUUUUUCUUUCUUUCGCGAGCAUAUAUGUAUGUAUCAAAACUUCUGUCAAAUGGUUUCUCUAUGAUCUUGACAAGAGAAACGACUUGUAUAGUUAUAUAUUAAUUGCAUGAUUUAAUUGCUCGCGGAAGAUAGAAUCGAUGAGUUGUCUGUCAUGAACUAGAAUACUUUUCAUCGCUCGCGUAUCUUGUUUAUCGCAGAAUCUUUUAGAAAAAGAAAAGAAAUUGCAAUCGUCGCCCGUACGUGAUUGCUCUUAUGACGUUUUAUAUCGUGAAUUAAUAUACAUGUAUAAGUAUGUUUUAUUAUUUUUUAUAAGUACGAAUAUAAAUAUAUCUCAUAUGUUCUCAAUUUCCCUAUUCGAAUAUAACAAUUUAUGUUAUCGUAAGAUGGGAUUAUAUCUAUCUGUAAUUGUGAUAUUUCUUUGUGUGCGAUUUUCAUUGAAAAAAUAAAUAAUUUAUAUUGUAUUGAUAUCUCAAAUUCCAGCAGAUAAUUCUAUGUUAUCAAUUUUUUUAUGGAAUCAAAAUUUUAUUAUCUUAACGCACUGAACUGUAUUUAUUAUUUCAGGCAAAAUCACAUCACAAAGUAAUAACGUAGUGGCUAAUAAAGGAGGAGUAACGCUAUUUAGUAGUAUAAUACUUGAAAAUUUACAUAAUACUUGUAAAUCGACGAAUUAUUGAACACACCAGAAGUGCGAUGCAUUAUAAACGGUCAGGUACAGAACUUUAAUAUUCCGUUUGUAAUCUGCGGUAAACAAGCAUAACUCAUAUCAUGCUUCUAAUCAUAUCAUUGUUCUACACGUAUCCCUUAAGCGCUACAAUUGUGUUACUUGUGAAAAUGAUGAUAAUGUAUGAUAAGAUGUACGAUAUUUAUACGAUAGAAGGGUCAAAACACCUGAAAGGGGAUACUACGAAAGAAAGAAAGAAAGAAAAUAAAUUUGUCAAAAAGGGCAUAUUCGUUAGCGGUGAAUUUUCUGGCCUGUGUGUGAAAAAUGUUCGAAAGUAUUUUAUAACUGUGUGUAAGAAAAAAAAAGAGAGAAAUGAAGAGAACAAAUGACGAAGUUAAUGUGCCCAUGACUUUCGUAUACGGCCGCUUUCUGAGAAAUCGGGCUAACAGCAGAGACAAAGUAAAAGUUCCAUUAGAGAAAAAUAAGGAAGGGGGAAGAAAAGGAGAGAGCUAUCUCGCAUCGCCCAUACGAACAUGUGUUAUAUACAUAGCUCUACAUAUAUAUAUAUAUAUACACACACCUAAGAGUAAACAUAUUGACUGGGAUUUUCAGAUUAUUUUUAUUCGCUAUAAGAGCGCUUCGAUAUAUCAAUUGAAACGUUUUGCGUUGAUGUAUUUGCGAAACGCAGGAGCGGCUUUCGUACUUGCUUCUCCGCUGAAUAACGAAAAGCCAUCGACACGUAUCUCUUAAGUUUAUGCUAAAUAAAACAUAUCUCGAGAGAGAAAAAAAAAAGAGGAGAAACUCCGCGAAAAGUGAAGAACGACAUUGCUUCGAAAUAAAGCGCGCGCGCGAUAAAGUUGAGAUCACAAAACGAUAUCGCUCUCGUCCGUACUCAAUGAAAAAAAAAUAUAUCGAAUUAAUAAUAAUAUACAUAUACAGAUAUAUAUCUCUCUCUGAGACAAGUACUACAUACUAAACAUGUGUAAAGUUAAGAGUUAAUAAAACCAUUUUAGGAUA